Periconia digitata is the source of this 1599-nucleotide messenger RNA. Lineage: Eukaryota; Fungi; Ascomycota; Dothideomycetes; Pleosporales; Periconiaceae. The record is from the annotation of a GenBank genome assembly.
UCUGUGUCCGAGCUUUCUUGUCACCACCAAGGACUUCAAGGAUAUGCUCUUGUUUAUUUGGAUGGAAUUGGCAGCAUGAAAUUCUCAUUUACAUUUUUAGCACUGGUCCUCCGCAUUCCAGCAUAUGCAGCGGAAAAUGAAUACGCUUUGUCUGAUUUCUCAACAGGCCCAAAGGCUGCUUGCGCAAUUUUGAAAUCUCGCUAUCCGGAGAGUACAUUCUUGACAAACUCCUCGAGUUACACAACUGAGACACAACAAGAAUACUGGUCAGCAACUGCCUGGAGUAAUCCUGCAUGCGUUUUCGUUCCUCGAGAUGCAGAGGAAGUCGCUUCUGCUGUCAACAUCCUGACUCUCACGCAAUCUCAGUUUGCAGUUCGUAGUGGUGGUCACAUGCCAAUUCCCGGUUUCAACGGCAUCAACAGUGAUGGCAUUCUCCUAUCGACAUCCGACCUGACUCGAAUAACUCUCUCGGAUGAUCGAUCGGUUGUUUCCAUAGGAGCAGGCAACAGAUGGCGUGAAGUUUACAGUUAUCUAGCCCCAUUUGGUCUGGCAGCUGCAGGCGGUCGUGUAGGUGGUGUUGGUGUCUCUGGUUUUACGCUCGGAGGUGGAAUCUCUUUCUAUUCUAGCCAGGUUGGUUUUGGAGCUGACACUGUUGUGAAAUUUGAGUGCGUCCUCGCUGAUGGAUCCAUCGUCGAAGCUACAGCAACAAACGCGUAUUCUGACCUCUUCUGGGCUCUCAAAGGAGGAGGCAAUUCAUUUGCAAUAGUCACAAGAUUCGACUACAAGACUUUGACAUCGCCGGAGGUAUAUGUCGGGGUAUCUCAGUACCCCGAGCCACAAGCCCAUACUUAUCUGGAAGCUGUUUACAACUUUGGCAAAUACGGAUUAGAAAACACAAAAGCUGCCAUCAUUCCAACUAUAGUGCGACUACCUGGCGCCAAUAUCACUGCGUAUGCCGCUGCCAGGUUUUACGAUGGCAAUACAGAAAAUCCUCGAGUCUUCGAAAACUUUACUUCUCCGAAGCUCACACCCAUAGUGGACGGCUACACUAAGCAAUCAUUGGCUGACUAUGUAACUCAGACUGAUGUUUUGCAGCCCACCGGUCUUCGGCAAGAGUUUCGGACCGUAUCUAUGGUUGUAGAUAGGAAGGGAAUGGAGUUGGUCCACGACAUAUUUCUCGAGAAAGUCAAUACCGAGCUCAGUGGCGUUGCAAAUCUCACCUCUUCUAUCACUUUCCAGCCAAUAUCGGCCGAGUUCAUUCGACAAGGUACACAAAAUGGUGGGAACCCGCAGGCAGUCGGUGCGCAUAAUGCACCAUACUUUUGGAUUGUUGCGAACUGGAGCUGGACUGACAAAUCUAACGACGAACUUGUAGCUGAUGUCGCUGAUGAAACUGUGAAGGAACUCGAAAUCGCUCUCAGUAAAAAUGGGGUUCUGGCUACUUAUCAAUACUUGAAUGAUGCUGGAAAGGGCCAGAAGGUCUUCCAAGGCUAUCCAUCUGUCAGCGUAGAAAGAUUGAGGCGCAUUCGCUUAAAGUAUGACCCGUUGAGAAUUUUCACGGACAUGAUGCCUGGGGGGUGGAAGAUUGAUCACAUCUGA